UAGGAUUGGAAACCACUCUGUUUUGAUUUUGCAUUCAUUGCGUGGAGUAACAAAAUAUCCACUAACUGAACUGAAUAGGAUACCCGACUCUCAUUCGACUGAAAAUGUAUAAACUACAGUUGUUGCGUCUGUUUUUAAAUGAUCGUUUAACGGCGGCUGCUGUGGAGAUUUUCGGGGCAGUUGAGAAAACGGUAGUGGAGUACCAGGAGGAGAAUGAUCGGCUACGGAGUCUGCUGCGGAUCACACCAGAGAUACCGCUAUGUAGAAUAGACUCCCUGCAGCUCUCUGUCUCUGAAGAGGAGGUUCCCCCUGAGCAGGAGUGGAGCCCCAGUCUGGGACAGGAGGACCCAGAGCCCACACAGAUGAAAGGGAAACAAGAGGAAAUUAGGACCAAUCAGGAGGCAGACCAGCUUCCAGGGCUGGAGGCUGAUGUCAUAGAAUUCAUUUUCACUCCUUCCUGUGUGAAAAGUGAAUGUGAUCUGGAGGACCCACUUUGGUCCUUGACUCUUCCCCAAACCAAGACUGUGGAGAACAGAGAGAGUCACUCUAAACCAGUGGAUCUGAAACCUUUUGGCACUGUGACCCAUAUUAAGGAUCUUCACAUUCCCUGUUUAUCGCCAUAUAAUCAAAGCAAUGCCUCCAGCCACAGUUCAGCCAUAAGCAGUGACCCAGUAGGACUUGACAUCAGCCCACCAUUAGAUCCAAACACGUCAAUGGGGGAACACGGUUCCAAACCCAGCACCACGUCUAGAAAAACUCCCCACUGCCGKGACUGUGGUGAAACGUUUCCUCUGAAAGCUGACCUGCAGAGGCACGUGACUCUUACCAAGAAGAGACUCAGCGAAUGUCACUUCUCCAAUAAACAGUACAACUCCACCUGUAAACCGGAAGCCCAUGUCCAACUCUGUCACAUGGAGAAAUGCUGCACUUGCCCUAUUUGUGGCAUGACCUUCAAACACAAGGGAGAUCUAUCCAGGCACAUGGGUAUUCACACAGGAGAGAAACCAUUUAUCUGUGGUGUCUGUGGAAAAAGCUUCUAUCAGAAGGGACACCUUACAGAUCAUAAACGGACUCACACAGGAGAGAAACCAUUUAGCUGCGGUGACUGUGGGAAAAGCUUCAAUCUGAAGGGGAACCUAAGGAAGCAUAAACUGACUCACACAGGAGAGAAACCAUUUUGCUGUGGUGACUGUGGGAGAAGCUUCAGUCUCAAUAUGAACUUAACCAGGCAUAAACUGACUCACACAGGAGAGAAACCAUUUAGCUGUGGUGACUGCGGGAAAAGCUUUACUCAAAAGACUAACCUGCUGACGCAUGUGAAAAACAUACACAAAGGAGGAAAGCAGGAUGAAAAUUAGGACAAAGAUGUUCUGUCAGAAGAUGGGAAUUAAAAGGCAGGAUGUGGACAACACUUUUAAGUAGGGCUGGUAUAUACAGUGGGGCAAAAAAGUAUUUAGUCAGCCACCA
This is a messenger RNA of Salvelinus sp. IW2-2015, 1467 nucleotides long. The record is from RefSeq and is a predicted model, not a curated record. NCBI's taxonomy places the organism in Eukaryota, Metazoa, Chordata, Actinopteri, Salmoniformes, Salmonidae.